Messenger RNA from Poecilia reticulata (guppy), 1987 nucleotides. It is a transcript of the gene tlcd5b, whose product is annotated as TLC domain containing 5b. NCBI's taxonomy places the organism in Eukaryota, Metazoa, Chordata, Actinopteri, Cyprinodontiformes, Poeciliidae. Gene Ontology annotation, cellular component: membrane. The record is from RefSeq and is a predicted model, not a curated record.
GCAUUUCUGCCAACUUAGCAGACUGAGUGUGUGUCUGGUUGAAAACUGCUGCUGGAGUCUUUAUUAUUAUGCCUUCAUGGAGCAGGAAGGACGAUGCAGGUUGAGGAAAACUCAGUGAAACAUGAAUCUGAGAACUGAUGGAACGGGGAGUUAAGUCUUACGUCCAUCCAGACUGCCAUGCCUGCAUUGGAGGUGAUCUGCAGCCUGAUUGGCUGGCUGUGCCUCUACCUGUUGUUCUGCUCCACCUUCUCUCAGCGAGGGCCCGAGUGGAACUGCCGCUUGGUCACCUUGACCCAUGGGGUCAUCAUAGUGCUGCUGACAGCAUACGUUGUGUUUGUUGACGGUCCCUGGCCCUUCACACAUGCAGGUACAGAAAACACUGACCUCCAGAUAUUUGCCCUGGCAGUUUGCCUGGGCUACUUCUUCUUUGACCUGGGUUGGUGCGUGUGCUACCGGAGCGAGGGCCCAGUCAUGCUGGCGCAUCACGCCGCGAGCAUCGUGGGCAUCCUCCUGGCGCUGCUGAUGGGGGUGUCGGGCUGUGAGACCUGCGGGGUGAUCUUCGGUAGCGAGAUCACCAACCCGCUGCUGCAGAGCCGCUGGUUCCUCCGCCAGCUCGGACUCUACGACAGCCUGCUGGGCGACGCCGUGGACCUGCUCUUCAUCCUGCUGUUCGCCACAGUGCGCGUCGGCGUGGGAACCGUCAUGUUUUACUGCGAGCUCACUUCGCCCAGGACUUUGCUGAUAAUGAAGCUCGGCGGCGUGGUCAUGUAUUUGCUAGCCUGGCUGUUCAUGGUGGACAUCGCCAGGUUCGGCUACAAGAAGACCAGGGCCAAAUACAGGAAGUGGAUGGAAAACCACCAGCUCAAAGGCACGAGUGAUGAAAAACCAAUUGGGCACGCAGACAAGAGUGAUUGAAAAGACCAACUCAACCGCUUUCACAUGUUUUUAACAGACGCUCCAUUAAUUAUUAUUAUUAUUAUUUUUUUUUUGCCUGCGGUACAGUGGACUGCAACUUUUUUAAAGUCUGUGGAAAAAAAUUCUGAAAAACCUAGAUAAGCACGUUUAUUUUGCAAACCAACUAACCAUUUAGGGUCCAUGUUCUGUCUGAUGAGCAUACGUUGUCAGAAUAACAUAUGCAAUGAGUACGCAUGCGCAUUAAGAGGUUCGACCUUUAGAGGAGUUACGACACCCGGUCUUUGAGUUAGCUAAAUAUUUACAUUACAAACUAAGUAUUAGUUGGCUUGUAAUGUGAAUAUUUAGUUUGCCAACUAAAUAUUUAAUUUGAAGAUAAAUAUUUAGCUUCAAGCUGAAUAGCUAGCAUGCUAACUAUUGCUGAUAACAGAACCUCACUUUAAGUCUUCUGUAUGAUUGCUAUUAUGGUGCUAAAGGUGCUAUUUACAGCUUUGUUUGACAUAAAGAUGAUAAAUAGUGUCAUACUUUCAUUACUAUAAGCUUCUAUUUGCCAAAAUUGUUUAUGUCCAUCUUGUGGAAUCAAACUCAUCCUGAGAUUUAAAAUAUUUGCCAGCAGGUUGAUUUUUUUUUUUGCUACAUGGCAGAUUUCAGAAGAUUAAAGUGACCAAAGGGUGAAACCAAAACCCAAAAAGGGACAAGGGUGUAUAGAAAAUGGAUGGAUGGAUUUUGGACAUUUAAACAAACCUUUUCAUACCCUUGUACUAAACAAAUGGUAUUUGUACUUUUUUUUGUAAUUCAAAGUGCAGCAGGUAAGUUUUGAAUCUGACCAUUAAGACCAUGCUCAGAAAAUGUUGAAAAACUCAUGUCCGAGCCAGAGCAGAGGAGAAACUACUGUUAUAUUAAAAACAAUAAAAAGCAACACUUGUGGAACAGCUUAAAACAGUACGAUAAUAAAUCUUCUUUAAGUAGUUUGUGUUGAUACAUUACAUGACAUCAUGGUGCAAAACAAGGAACAGUGGAUAAAACCACAGAGCUGAUACACUUUAAGCAUUUUACAAUACACAUCUUUACAUUA